Molecule: messenger RNA, 779 nt
Organism: Solanum dulcamara
Lineage: Eukaryota; Viridiplantae; Streptophyta; Magnoliopsida; Solanales; Solanaceae
Product: ribulose bisphosphate carboxylase small subunit, chloroplastic
Exons: 3
Coding region: 75-617 (180 amino acids)
Source: RefSeq, a predicted model, not a curated record
AUCUUCAAAAAAAAAAACAAGUGUCUUUGAAGUUUUUUUAAAAAAGUAACGUUUUAUAGCUAAGUAGUAACGCAAUGGCUUCCUCAGUUGUUUCCUCGGCAGCCGUUGCUACCCGUAGCAAUGUUGCUCAAGCUAGCAUGGUUGCACCCUUCACCGGACUCAAAUCCGCCGCAUCUUUCCCUGUUACCAAGAAAAACAACCUUGACAUUACUUCCCUUGCUAGCAACGGUGGACGUGUCAGAUGCAUGCAGGUGUGGCCACCAAUUAACAAGAAGAAGUACGAGACACUCUCAUACCUUCCUGACUUGUCCGUCGAGCAAUUGGCCAAGGAAAUUGAGUACCUUUUGAAUAAGGGAUGGGUUCCUUGCUUGGAAUUCGAGACUGAGCACGGAUUUGUGUACCGUGAGCACCACAGAUCACCAGGAUACUACGAUGGUAGGUACUGGACUAUGUGGAAGUUGCCCAUGUAUGGGUGCACUGACGCCACCCAGGUGUUGAAUGAGGUCGAAGAGUGCAAGAAGGCGUACCCACAGGCCUGGAUCCGUAUUAUCGGAUUCGACAAUGUCCGUCAAGUGCAGUGCAUCAGUUUCAUUGCCUACAAGCCAGAAGGCUACUAAAUUUCAACAUAUAAUUAAUUACCCUUAUCGACAUGUUUGUUUGAAACCACAGUUUUUUGCGCUUUUGGUUCGUUUUCUUCCUAUUCGUACCGGUGUAUUUUCCUCGAUUUCGACCAAGUUAUGAGAAAUUAAUAAUAUGAUGAAUCGAUGUUUAUAUGUUUA